AUGAAGGGUUUCAGACAGAGAGUGCACGAUCAGCUGUCGCGGGCGAAGGACAACAAGUCAUCGAAAAAGAAAGAUUCCAAUUCCGCUUCCCAGAACCAGGCGUCUCUCGGCAUUUCCAACACACAGCAGUCUACAUCCCCUAGCCAAGGUACACCUACCUCGUCCACAACCUCACUGAAUGAUUCGCGAAACAAAUCACCCGACAAUGCCUCACCUGCCGGCACUCCUUCUGUGGGCGGCGCACCCCACCCUGGUACCCCGGUCCAACACUAUAUCCCGCAAGCUGGUACGGCAGGCCAGCCCGUGAGCAAUGGACCAGGAACUCCGACCCGGCAAGGGCAGCCACCCGCACCCAGUGUCAUCAUCAGUCCAAGCACGCACGUUCCUCCUCCAGGCGCUGCUGAAACGAUGCCUGGUGACCUCGCGCCCCCGAGAAAGUCUCAUGUCUUCGAUCGUCUGCAGACCACCCCGAAGGAUAUGUCGGAGGGUAUUCGAACCCCCAAGCGUCAGCACUCGUCGCGAUUUGAUAUCUCGGAUCAGCGCCAAAGAGAGUUGGAGAAGCUGCCAGGAUUCCAUGAAGUCCCUCCCAAUCGGCGUCAAGAUUUGUUCAUGCAAAAGAUCGACCAGUGCAACAUUAUCUUUGAUUUCAACGACCCUACUGCCGACAUGAAGUCGAAAGAGAUCAAGCGUCUGGCGCUGCACGAACUCUUGGAUUAUGUUGCCAACAACAGGUCGGUCAUCACAGAACCCAUGUAUCCUCGUGUGGUUGAGAUGUUCGCCAAGAACCUGUUCCGUCCCAUCCCCCCGCCCCUGACACCCCAAGGCGAAGCGUUCGACCCCGAAGAAGACGAGCCCGUCUUGGAAGUCGCUUGGCCGCACAUUCAGGUUGUUUAUGAGUUCUUCUUGAGGUUUAUUGAGAGUCAGGACUUCAAUACCAACAUCGCGAAGGGUUACAUCGAUCAUCAAUUCGUGCUUUCGUUGUUGGAUCUCUUUGACUCGGAAGAUCCUCGGGAACGUGACUUCCUCAAGACGACCCUUCAUCGCAUCUAUGGAAAAUUCUUAAACCUCAGAUCUUAUAUUCGCCGAUCUAUUAACAACGUUUUCUUCCAAUUCAUGUACGAAACAGAACGACACAAUGGAAUUGCUGAAUUACUCGAGAUUCUGGGCUCCAUUAUCAACGGCUUCGCCUUGCCUCUGAAGGAGGAACACAAGCUCUUCCUGACUCGGGUGCUUCUCCCCAUGCACAAGGUGAAGAGUUUGAGCAUGUAUCACCCGCAAUUGGCAUACUGCAUCGUUCAAUUCUUGGAGAAGGACUCAACCUUGACCGAAGAUGUCGUUCUCGGGCUGCUACGCUUCUGGCCGAAGACCAAUAGCACCAAGGAAGUCAUGUAUCUCAACGAGGUUGAAGACAUUUUCGAAGUCAUGGAUCCUGGCGAGUUUGCCAAGGUACAGGAGCCUUUGUUUAACCAGCUGGCCAAGUCUGUUGCUAGCCCCCAUUUCCAGGUCGCUGAACGGGCUUUGUACUUCUGGAACAACGAGUACUUCUGCAACCUCGUGAGCGACAACGUGGAGACAAUUCUUCCAAUCAUGUUUGCCCCUCUUUACGAGAACUCCAAGGGUCACUGGAACCGCACGAUCCACAGCAUGGUUUACAAUGCGAUGAAGAUGUUCAUGGAAAUUAACCCACAACUCUUCGACGAAUGCUCUCACGAAUUUACUGAGCACCAGAAUAACGCUGACCAGCGUGAAAAGAUUCGCUCAGACCGUUGGGAUAUCAUCGAACAACAGGCCAAGGAUAGGAAGAAUGGCAUUCCCCCACCUCCACCUCCUGCUCUUGGUGUCCCCGAGCCGAUCGAUGAGGUCGAGGCCAUGACCCAUGAAAGCCAAAAGCGAUUGAACACGCUGAAGUUGCAGGAGGAGCCUGAUGCGUCCAAAGAACGACCCAGCAGGGAAGGCACCCCUAAUUCGGUAAGUCCCGUGCAACUCUGA
Messenger RNA from Penicillium salamii, 1989 nucleotides. Lineage: Eukaryota; Fungi; Ascomycota; Eurotiomycetes; Eurotiales; Aspergillaceae. The record is from the annotation of a GenBank genome assembly.